AUGGUCGCAGACACUACAUACUACGACGUCCUCGGCGUCAAGCCCGACGCGACAGAGCUGGAAAUCAAGAAGGCCUAUCGCAAACUCGCCAUCAUCACACACCCAGACAAGAACCCUGGCGACGACACCGCGCACGAGAAGUUUCAAGCCAUCGGCGAAGCCUACCAAGUUCUCAGCAAGGAAGACCUUCGCAAGCAGUACGACAAGUUCGGAAAGGAUCAGGCCCUCCCGUCAGAUGGCUUCGCCGACCCCGCCGAGUUCUUCGGCACUAUCUUCGGCGGUGAGGCGUUCGUGGAUCUGAUCGGCGAGAUCUCGCUCAUGAAGGACUUGACCAAGACGAUGGAUAUCACGAUGCACGAGGGCGCGGAGGAGGAAGAGGAAGAGUUCCCGGGCGAGGCGGAGGCGAAGAAAGCUAGUCUGGCGGAAGAGAAGGCGAAAGCGGCGGCGGCGGCCAGCGGUGGUCAGGGCUCUGCGUCGAAGGUACCGGCUCCUAGUGUCGCAGAGACGACGGAUGCGAAUCUCUCUACGGCCAGUACGGUGAUCCCUGAGGCGGCUUCGAAGCCUGGUGUGGGCCCGGCUGCGUCCGGGAGCUCGACCCCGCGCAGACCGCAGGGCAUUCCGAUCAGACAGGCGAUUAUGGAUAAGACGGAGGAGGACGCCCAGAUGUCUGCUGCGGGCUUGUCGGCGGAGGAGCAGGAGCUGAGGAAGAAGGAAAAGAAGAAGGGCGGGUUGUCCAAAGCACAGCGCGAGGAGCUUGCAGCCUAUGAGGCGGAGCGUGCCAAAGUGCGAAAGGAGCGGGUUGAGACCCUGGCCAAGAAGCUCAUCACUCGAAUCAGCAUCUGGACCGAGACAGACAAAGGGCCCGAUGUCACAAGAGCCUUCCAAGACAAGACCCGUCUGGAAGUCGAGAACUUGAAGAUGGAGUCUUUCGGCGUUGAUAUUCUACAUGCUAUUGGGACGACGUAUCUGCAAAAAGCCACCGCGCUGCUGAAAUCGCAAAAGCUGUUUGGCAUCCAAGGUUUCUUCUCGCGGAUAAAGGAUAAGGGCACGCUGGCCAAGGAGACGUGGAACACGAUCUCCAGUGCGAUCGAUGCGCAGAUGACGAUGGAGGAGAUGGCCAAGAUGGAGGAGAAGGGCGGCGAAGACUGGACUGACGAGAAGAAGAUCGAGUACGAGCGUCGGGUGACAGGCAAGAUUCUGAACGCUGCGUGGCGCGGCAGCAAGUUCGAGAUCCAGAGCGUGCUGCGGGAUGUCUGCGAUGCGAUCCUGAAUGACAAGAAUGUUCCGAUGGCGAAGAGACUGGAGCGCGCGCAGGCGUUGGUAAUCUCGGGGGAGAUUUAUCAGAAGGCCCAACGCAACCCUGAAGAAGAGGGCGACUACAUGGCCUUUGAGCAACUGGUCGCCGAAGCAGCCGCUAAGAAGGAGCACAAGAAAUCUACCAAGGCCAAGGACAAGAAGACGGAGGCGAAGGAGGGGGGACACCACCACCACCACCCUGCGGCGGAGGUGGCGGCCGACACGCCGAAUGUACCCAAGGCUUAG
Molecule: messenger RNA, 1542 nt
Organism: Drepanopeziza brunnea f. sp. 'multigermtubi' MB_m1
Lineage: Eukaryota; Fungi; Ascomycota; Leotiomycetes; Helotiales; Drepanopezizaceae
Biological process (GO): protein import into peroxisome matrix
Cellular component (GO): cytosol
Source: RefSeq, a predicted model, not a curated record